Rotaria socialis is the source of this 2469-nucleotide messenger RNA. Lineage: Eukaryota; Metazoa; Rotifera; Eurotatoria; Philodinida; Philodinidae. The record is from the annotation of a GenBank genome assembly.
AUGAUUGAUUAUCCGUUCUUUUUUGGAAAGUAUAUUCUAUUGUAUGGCAUUGUGUGGUCAAAAUUAGUUUUUUUUAUUGUUUCUACUAUACUAUUCUAUGAGUUGUUCUCGGCUACAGUAAUUCAUGAUAGUGAAUAUGAACAAGUGAUUGCUGAACGUUAUUUGUUUGCUCCUUUUGUUAAUGAUUCAACUGGAUGGUCUGUGCUUAAUAAUAUCUAUUCUGUCUGGCAAGCAAUUGCAUUGCCACAAUAUCACAGUCAAGCUAGCGCAGGAGUUUGGUUAUUGGCACAGAAUUUAGAUUAUGUAACUUUUAACAUGUAUUGGAUGCCUUUAACUAGCAAUGCUGUAUCGCACGAUGAAAAUUGUGCCCAAGUUCGUACGACCGCUCUGAUCGCAGCUAAUCAAGUUCAAAUCAUUUUGUGUGAUCUAUCAAAUGCUACAACUUGUCGAGUUGUACGCACUGUAGUUUUUCCCGCUAUAAUGAUGAAUAUAACGAAAAUUAAUGCUGGUCUGUUUGUUACAGAUCUCGGAAUCGAUGGCUGGUUGUAUAUUGCGAGUGAUUCUGGCCUUCAUGGAUUGGAUUUAUUUACAUAUACAAUUUUUCCUUUUCUUAAUCAGAUUAAUAGUUCUGUUUCCUCCUUAGCAUGGAGUUCUCGUCGAAAGACAGUAUUUGCUGGCACACAGAUGAAACUCUGGAUUCAGAGUUAUGACAAUAUCAGUGACCAAUGGCGAUUUGAACAUGUGAACGGACUUAUUGAUGCAUCAAUUACGUCAUUAGUCUACAGUGAUAUUCAAGACAAAUUAUGGAUUGGUCAAAAUACUGGUAUCACUCUACUAUCGCCAAUUAUACUGCCUUCGGGACGUGUGUAUUGGUAUUUUUCCCGAUUAGCCGGUAAAAUAUCGAAUCCUGGUUCUGACAUAGGUCAUUUACCAUUUGCCAAUAUAACAACAUUGAGCGUUAGCCAUUCUACAUCAUUAGAUGGCCGUGUUUGGUUAGGUGCAAUACAUGGUCUGAUGCGCUUCGAUAUAAAUGCUACAGAUAUUGAUGCUUGGCGUGUGUUCAAUAGCCCCCGAUAUAUGCCUAGUCGUCAAUCGAUUGUCAAUAUUGCAUCGUUAGCUGUACUUAGUCAAGACCGUGAAGCACCUGCUAAUUUGGGCAGUACUGCCGUAGCUGUAACGAGUCGAGGUCUAGCGGUCAUUCGUUUUGAAAUGUGGACACUAGCAAAAAAAGCGAACUAUUUUCAAAAAUGGUUUGAUUCACCCAGUAGAUAUGUGAAAUAUGGUCUUGUGUGCGGUUGUACUAUGUCAUCGUGGGGUGAUAUUCGAACUUGUGUGAAAGAACCCUGUGAUAGUGAUGGUCUCUGGACUGCAAUCUAUUUAGCCAGUCAAGUUUUUCGAUAUGCAACAACACAUGAUUUACAAGUGAAGAAAGAAGCAUGGAAAUAUUUUGAAACGCUUGAAUUACUCAAUAAAGUAACAGGUAUUCCUGGUUAUCCUAGUCGUUCGGUAGCGAAUCGUACUGAUUUUCCACCUAGAUCUCGUUGGUAUCCGUCUCCAAUUUAUUCUGAAAUUCAAUUUUAUGGUGAUAAAUCAUCAGAUGAAAUCGUUGGUCAUCAAUUUGUGCAUCCAUUAGUUCAUGAUUUACUUGCUGAAAAUGAUGAUGAACGUCAACGUGCCUAUAUACUUAUUGUUAACAUUACUACACAUAUUUUGACUCAUGACUGGUAUUUAAUUGGUGAAAAUCAUAAUCAUACAAGAUGGGGAAUAUGGAAUCCAAUACAAAUCAAUAAUGAUAGUUAUUAUCAAGAGAGUCGUGGUUUAAAUAGUCUUCAAAUCUUUGCUUUCUUAUUGCAAACGUAUGCUUAUACUGGUGAUGAACGUUUUCUCGAUGGUGUCAAUCUUCUUAUUCAGUCUUAUCAGUACGAUAUUAAUCUAAUUAAUCAAAAGAUGAUUGCUGUUUGCGAUAAUAAUUUCUCUGACGAUGAACUCGCCUAUUUAUCUUAUUUCAAUCUGUUUUAUGCUUUUCAAACGAUAAUUUCAUCAACUGUUUUAUCUGAAACGCAGAAAAAUCGAGCACAAAACAUAAUCGAUCAUUUAUUACCAUUCAAGCGAAUUGGCUUGGAUCUAUCACAUAAAUAUAAAGUCAUGGAAAAAAGUCCAUUCUACAAUUUUAUCUAUUGUUAUGUCAGUGAACUAGUUAAUCUAACUAGAGAAAUAAUAUUGAACGAAGAUUAUCACGCAUCAUUUGAUUGUGAUUCAUUGUCAAUCGAUAGUAUUUGGUAUUUAAGACGAUGGCCAUUGGAUCUUAUUGAUUGGCCACAAUUUAAUAGUGAUCUUUUAGAUAUUUCAAUGAAUAAACCAGCUUCUCAAUGUCAAAAUGAAUUUCAAUCAUUGGACUUAAUACCGCCCGAUGAACGAUCUAGUCAUAGAUGGAAUUCAGCCAUUUAUGAUGUUGACGAUGGAGAUUGA